AAAAAAUCUACACAACGUGUCAAAAGUUUUCUCUAGUUAAAAUAAUUAAAAAAAGGUGUAAGAACAAUGCAAGGACCAGCCAUUUUCAUCGAUUUAACUUUGGAAGAUCAAGCCCAAGAGAUUAGGAAAUAUUUGAAGGGACUAGGUGCUGAAAUAUCAGAAGAAAAGUCACCAAAAGGAAUUGAGGAUGAUCUUCAUAAAAUUUGCGGUGUUUGCGAUAUCUGCUUAAAAAAAGAUGGAAACGAGGAGGAAAUUGAUGCUAUAUUAAACAGCAUUGUGUCAAUAAUGGUAUCAAUUUCAUUGGAAAGAGGUGAAAAUUUGAUUCUUGCAUUUUGUGAAAAGUUAACCAAGGCACCAACAAUAGAAUUGUCAAAAGUAUGUCUUCAAUCAUUAUGGCGCUUAUUUAACAAUCUUGAACAGUCAUCUCCAUUGAGAUAUCAUGUGUAUUAUCAUCUAGUUCAAGUUGCCAAGCAAUGUGAUUCAGUUAAAGAAGUUUUUACUGGAUUAGAAGAAAUUAAGAGCCAAUUCGCACAAUGUCCACCAUCAAAAGAGCAAAUGCAAAAAUUGUAUAGAUUAUUACAUGAUGUCCUUAAGGAUACUCAAUGUGAAAUCGCAUCAAAAGUCAUGAUUGAAUUACUUGGAACUUAUACAGAUGAUAAUGCAUCGCAUGCUCGCGAUGAUGCUAUGAAAUGUAUUGUUACUGCUUUGGCUGAUCCAAAUACCUUUUUACUGGAUCCUUUGUUGUCAUUGAAACCUGUGCGAUUCCUUGAAGGCGAACUCAUCCAUGACCUGUUAUCAAUUUUCGUCUCUGAAAAACUUCAAAGCUACAUGCAAUUCUAUAAAAAUCAUAAAGAAUUUGUCACCUCUCAAGGAUUAAAUCACGAACAAAAUAUGAAAAAGAUGCGUCUCUUAUCAUUCAUGCAAUUGGCCGAAAGCAAUCCAGAAAUGACAUACUCACAAUUAAAAGAUGAAUUACAAAUUGACGAAAAUGAGGUAGAAUCUUUCAUUAUUGAAGUCUUGAAGACAAAAUUAGUUCGUGCCAGAAUCGAUCAAAAAGAACGCAAAGUUCAUAUCUCAAGCACAAUGCAUCGAACAUUCGGAAGAGCUCAAUGGCAACAAUUGAAUGAUUUACUCAUCACAUGGAAGGAUAACUUAACAUUAGUCCAAACAAAUAUCAAGAAUAUCUCACAACAACAGGCUGAAAAUAAGAACCAAGGACCGAUUAACAUAACUACAAGUGCAGCCAAGAGAAAUUACUAAACGCGUGUGCUAACAUCCGAUUGUGAAUUAUUGAAAAAGAAAUUCCGUUUUUGAAUAAACAUUAAAUUUAGUUGUAAUUCAAUUUAUUGCAUUAAACAUUUAUUACUAUACAACAGUGACAUACGUGCAUCAAUAUAAAAUAAAGUAAAUAAAUAAAUUUUUCCACAAAACGGACGGAAUGUGUAUUU
Messenger RNA from Chironomus riparius, 1448 nucleotides. The record is from the annotation of a GenBank genome assembly. NCBI's taxonomy places the organism in Eukaryota, Metazoa, Arthropoda, Insecta, Diptera, Chironomidae.